Messenger RNA from Penicillium taxi, 549 nucleotides. RefSeq lists its product as uncharacterized. NCBI's taxonomy places the organism in Eukaryota, Fungi, Ascomycota, Eurotiomycetes, Eurotiales, Aspergillaceae. The coding region runs from base 1 to 549 and encodes 182 amino acids. The record is from RefSeq and is a predicted model, not a curated record. The transcript has a single exon.
AUGCGUCUCAAACGUGAGCUUCAUGGUGUUUCUGAUGAACUAGUCCGGAAACUUUUAGUUGAAUCAGGACGCCAGCAUUUACUUGCCAUUCCAGAAGAUAUCAAUAGUGACCUGCCAACUAAAUCUGAGAAGGUUAGUUUUGCCGAAGUCGGUGAGAUGAUUGAGUGCCGCUUAAAUCAAUUUAUCGAGGAGAGUCUAACUUGCUGCGUCAAUGAACUUUUGAACGAGCAUUUGGAUGGCAUCACGGACGAUUACCGUGAUAAGCUGUAUGCCGAUUACAAGAUGCACGAAGACGAAUUUUAUGAACGGGUCGAGGAUAUCAAUUCCGAGGUCCGCAGUACAGCCGACGAAUGUAUGCAGGAAAUGGAAGAACUGGCGCAACGGUGUAUGGAUAAGAUCGAAGAUCAGGGAACUAAGUAUACUGUAUCUCAGAAAAAUGAAGUCGACAAACUCAAGCCAUUGUCUCAGGGUCUGGCGCACCCCUUUUUUAAUGGGAAUGCAUGUCUGAUCUUUGAUUCAGGUACUCAUGCCAGGCGCGGUUCCAUCUAG